AUGGACGAAACCGAGGAAAACACAUCAAUAGAUUCGAUAGAAGUUGGCCCCACAAGUCCACACGUACUCGUCACUCCACGUAUACCGAUUCCAGUAAUGAUGCGCGAAACGCCGUUGUCCACAAAACGAGAACGGCAGGCGAUAACGCCACGUUUCAGACGACCGGCGCCGCGAAUGAUAAAGACUGUCCCACAGACACGGAGUAUAUGGGCGGUAGCGAAGGAUACGACGCCCAGAUUGGUGACACCACAUGGUCCAAAACCACUGGAAUCGCCGAAAUACGAUCGUAACAACAGUCAAACAUUCUUCGAGCAAGUCUUCCAAAUCGACGAGAUCAUCGGACGCGGUUCAUUCGGAGAAGUAUUCCGAGCACGAUGUCGAGAGGAUUCCCAAAUGUACGCGAUCAAAGUCUCAAUCGCCCCAAUGCGUCAACACUCGAUCAGCAAAUAUCGAGAGGCUGAAAGUCACAUGAUCAUUCCACCACACAAGAAUCUUGUCAAAUUCUAUCGUGCGUGGGAGGAGACGGAUCAUUUGUACAUUCAAACGGAGCUGUGUGAUCAGAGUCUCCAACAGUAUUGUACAGUGAAUCACGCGCUUCCAGAAAACGACAUUUGGAACAUCUUUGUAGAUUUGUUGGAGGCGGUGCAUCAUUUACAUACGAAUGAUAUGAUUCAUGAUGAUAUUAAGCCGGAGAAUAUCUUCUUGACGAAACACAAGAUCUGUAAACUCGGCGAUUUUGGAUUGGUGAUCAAUUUGAAGAAUCCAAACGACGUCAAAUCGGCAGAAGAGGGUGACUCGAAGUAUCUGGCGCCAGAAGUGCUCAACGGCAAACCCACAUUCGCCUCCGACAUCUUCUCCCUCGGAGUCACAAUUCUCGAAGCAGCUACAGAUUUGGAUGUUCCAUCCAGUGGAGACUCGUGGCAUCAGAUCAGAAACGGCGAGAUUCCUGAACGAUUUUUCGUCGGAAUCUCUACAGAUUUGCGAGUUUUGAUCGAGCAAAUGAUAGACAAGGAUCCAAAGAAGCGGCCGACGAGUCGAGUUCUCCGGCAACAUCAGUCGAUUCGGAAGCGGAGAGAGAAGAGAAGCUGGUUCAUAAUGUCGAUGGAUUUGAUCGACAACUUCACAAGUUUUAUGAGCUCGAUACUCGUCUGGUGUAUGGCAUUCUUGUCCGUCGUCUUCCACCCGAUCGCUUGCUUCUCCGAGGCGAUCAAAAACCGUCGUUCGGAAAUUUGCGCUCAGUUUGUGAAUAACCAACAACACACACCAAUUCACACACCGGAAACGUCGAAAGCCUACUCGGAAUCGCUCACCGGAGUGGCUCUCCGUCAACAAGCCACCGCUCCAGUGUCUCCAUUCGACUUCUCAGAUGACGAGAAUCCUCCUCACUCGCAACGUCGCCCAUUAACCGCGGUGUCACGUCGUCUGAAUUUCGAUGAGAAUCUCGACGACGACGAUGACGAGCAGGCGACAUGCUCCUCGUCCAACUCAUCUGCAAUCGAGUCUGUCGAUGAUUCGAUUAGUCCGAAGAGGAAUCCGGUGAUUCCAGUCAGAGGAACACCGAAGUCCGCACGUCGUCUUCUCUCGAGUUAUCGGUCACAGAAUGUGCCGCCACACGCUGGAUCCGGUGACGGUUUUAAUAACAAUUCGUUGAGGGAAAAAGAGCGAACCGAACGAUAUCUUCGUAUGUUUCAAGCUGAAAAGCAUCUCGAUUGGAACGAUCAUUCGAAUAUGAUUGACGAAGCGCCGCCUCCCAUGUCGUGUCCACCACGUAUCCGGCGGAGUGUCCGUGAUACACGUGUGCCGACACUUAACUUCAAUUUGCUCGACGAGCCAAAGAAUACGGAGGAGAAUGUGUCGAUUGUCUCACCAAAGAAUUCACCAGCGGGGAUCCGGCAACGCCCGUUGAGAAUUGGCGGAAAGUCGUUGAGAUCUAGAUUGAUGUCAUUCCAAGGCUCAUCUGGCGACGAGAUCUAA
Molecule: messenger RNA, 1974 nt
Organism: Caenorhabditis remanei
Lineage: Eukaryota; Metazoa; Nematoda; Chromadorea; Rhabditida; Rhabditidae
Exons: 5
Coding region: 1-1974 (657 amino acids)
Biological process (GO): protein phosphorylation
Molecular function (GO): ATP binding; protein kinase activity
Source: RefSeq, a predicted model, not a curated record